ACCCUCUGACCGUGCUGCUGUCCCCUCAGGGACCCUUCCAUGAAGACUGAGGCAGGCGCAGCUGCUGAGAAGAGCCUGCUGACAUGACAUCGGCCACGGAGUUUGAAAACGUGGGCAACCAGCCACCGUACAGCCGGAUCAAUGCCCGCUGGGAUGCCCCGGACGACGAGCUGGAUAAUGACAACAGCUCAGCCAGGCUCUUUGAGAGGUCCCGGAUCAAGGCCUUGGCAGAUGAGCGGGAAGUUGUUCAGAAAAAGACCUUCACGAAAUGGGUGAAUUCCCACUUGGCCCGAGUGUCCUGCCGCAUCACGGAUCUCUACAAGGACCUGCGGGAUGGGCGGAUGCUCAUCAAGCUGCUGGAGGUGCUCUCCGGAGAGAUGCUGCCAAAGCCCACCAAGGGGAAGAUGCGCAUCCACUGCCUGGAGAAUGUGGACAAGGCCCUCCAGUUCCUCAAGGAGCAGCGCGUGCACCUGGAGAAUAUGGGCUCCCAUGACAUCGUGGACGGCAACCACCGCCUGGUCCUGGGCCUCAUCUGGACCAUCAUUCUCCGCUUCCAGAUUCAGGACAUUGUUAUCGAAACUCAGGAAGGCCAGGAGACACGCUCAGCCAAGGACGCGUUGCUGUUAUGGUGUCAGAUGAAGACAGCAGGCUACCCCCGUGUGAAUGUCACCAACUUCACCUCCAGCUGGAAGGAUGGCCUGGCCUUUAACGCCCUGAUACACAAGCACCGGCCCGACCUGAUUGACUUUGAUAAGCUGAAGGACUCCAAUGCCCGCCACAACCUGGAGCACGCAUUCGAUGUGGCCGAGCGCCAGCUGGGCAUCAUCCCGCUCCUUGACCCCGAAGAUGUCUUCACAGAAAACCCCGAUGAGAAAUCCAUCAUCACCUACGUAGUGGCGUUUUACCACUACUUUUCCAAGAUGAAGGUGCUGGCAGUGGAGGGCAAGCGUGUUGGCAAGGUCAUCGACCAUGCCAUUGAGACUGAGAAGAUGAUUGAAAAGUACAGUGGGCUAGCUUCGGACCUGCUCACCUGGAUCGAGCAGACCAUCACCGUCCUAAACAACCGCAAGUUUGCCAACUCACUGACUGGCGUCCAGCAGCAGCUGCAGGCCUUCAGCACUUACCGCACCGUGGAAAAGCCACCCAAGUUUCAGGAGAAGGGGAAUCUGGAAGUCUUGCUCUUCACCAUCCAGUCCCGGAUGAGAGCCAACAAUCAGAAAGUGUACACGCCCCAUGAUGGGAAACUAGUGUCCGACAUCAACCGGGCCUGGGAAAGCCUGGAGGAGGCCGAGUACCAGCGGGAGCUGGCCCUGAGAAACGAGCUCAUUCGGCAGGAGAAGCUGGAGCAGCUGGCCCGGCGCUUUGACCGAAAGGCCGCGAUGAGGGAGACGUGGCUCAAUGAAAACCAGCGCCUGGUGGCCCAGGAUAACUUCGGGUAUGACCUGGCAGCCGUGGAGGCCGCCAAGAAGAAGCACGAGGCCAUCGAGACGGACACAGCCGCCUACGAGGAGCGGGUGAGGGCCCUGGAGGACCUGGCCCAGGAGCUGGAGAAGGAGAAUUACCACGACCAGAAGCGCAUCACAGCCCGCAAGGACAACAUCCUCCGCCUGUGGAGCUACUUGCAGGAGCUGCUGCGGUCCCGGCGCCAGCGGCUCGAGACCACCCUGGCACUGCAGAAGCUCUUCCAGGACAUGCUGCACAGCAUCGACUGGAUGGACGAGAUCAAGGCUCACCUCUUGUCUGCUGAGUUUGGGAAGCACUUGUUGGAGGUCGAAGACUUGCUACAGAAGCACAAGUUGAUGGAGGCCGACAUCGCCAUCCAAGGGGACAAAGUGAAGGCCAUCACCGCGGCUACCCUGCAGUUCACUGAGGAGAAAGGGUACCAGCCAUGUGACCCCCAGGUCAUCCGGGACCGCAUCAGCCACCUGGAGCAGUGCUUCGGGGAGCUGAGCAACAUGGCAGCUGGGCGCAAGGCCCAGCUAGAGCAGUCCAAGCGGCUCUGGAAGUUCUUCUGGGAGAUGGAUGAGGCUGAGAGCUGGAUCAAGGAGAAGGAGCAGAUCUACUCCUCCCUGGACUAUGGCAAGGACCUGACCAGUGUGCUCAUCUUGCAGCGCAAGCACAAGGCCUUUGAAGAUGAGCUCCGCGGGCUGGGUACUCACCUGGAGCAGAUCUUCCAGGAGGCCGAGGGCAUGGUUGCACGCAAGCAGUUUGGGCACCCGCAGAUCAAGGCCCGCAUCACGGAGGUGUCGGCCCAGUGGGACCAGCUGAAGGAGCUGGCUGCCUUUCGCAAGAACAACCUCCAGGAUGCCGAGAACUUUUUCCAGUUCCAGGGCGAUGCAGAUGACCUGAAGGCCUGGCUGCAAGAUGCCCACCGGCUGCUCUCGGGUGAAGAUGUAGGGCAGGAUGAAGGGGCCACACGGGCCCUGGGGAAAAAGCACAAGGACUUCCUGGAGGAGCUGGAAGAGAACCGCUUGGUGAUGGAACACCUGGAGCAGCAGGCCCAGGGCUUCCCCCAAGAGUUUCGGGAUUCCCCAGAUGUGACCAAUCGGCUGCAGGCCCUCCGGGAGCUCUACCAGCAGGUGGUGGCCCAGGCGGACCUGCGUCGACAGAGGCUGCAGGACGCCCUGGACCUGUACACGGUGUUUGGGGAGACCGAUGCCUGUGAGCUGUGGAUGGGCGAGAAGGAGAAGUGGCUGGCUCAGAUGGAGAUCCCAGACACCCUGGAGGACCUGGAGGUCGUGCAGCACAGGUUCGACAUCCUGGACCAGGAGAUGAAGACUCUGAUGGCUCAGAUUGAUGGCGUGAACCUCGCUGCCAACAGCCUGGUAGAGAGCGGCCACCCGCGCAGUGGGGAAGUGAAGCAGUAUCAGGACCACCUGAAUACCAGGUGGCAGGCAUUCCAGACCAUGGUGUCAGCGAGGCGGGAGGCGGUGGACUCGGCCCUCCGAGUACACAACUACUGUGUGGACUGCGAGGAGACCAGCAAGUGGAUCGUGGACAAGACGAAGGUGGUGGAGUCCACAAAGGACCUGGGGCGGGACCUCGCGGGUGUCAUUGCCAUCCAGAGGAAGUUGUCGGGGCUGGAGCGCGAUGUGGCCGCCAUCCAGGCCCGCGUGGGUGCCCUGGAGCGUGAGUCGCAGCGGCUGAUGGAGUCGCACCCGGAGCUGAAGGAGGACAUCAGCCGGCGGCAGGCAUACGUGGAGGAGCUGUGGCAGGGCCUGCAGCGAGCCCUGCAGGGCCAGGAGGCCUCCCUGGGGGAAGCCAGCCAGCUACAGGCCUUCCUGCAGGACCUGGACAACUUCCAGGCCUGGCUGUCCCUGACCCAGAAGGCCGUGGCCUCCGAGGACACACCCGAGUCGCUCCCGGAGGCCGAGCAGCUCCUGCAGCAGCAUGCGGCCAUCAAGGACGAGAUUGACGGGCACCAGGAGAGCUACCAGCAUGUCAAGGAGUCCGGGGAAAAGGUGAUCCGAGACCAGAAGGACCCGGAGUACGUGCUCCUGGGCCAGCGGCUGAGGGGCCUGGACUCUGGCUGGGACGCCCUGCGGCGCAUGUGGGAGAGCCGCGGCCGCUCCCUCGCCCAGUGCCUGGGCUUCCAGGAGUUCCAGAAAGAUGCCAAGCAGGCUGAAGCCAUCCUUAGCAACCAGGAAUAUACUCUGGCUCACCUGGAGCCCCCAGACUCCCUUGAAGCCGCAGAGGCCGGGAUCCGCAAGUUUGAGGAGUUCCUGGUGUCUAUGGAGAACAACCGGGAUAAGGUCUUGAGUCCUGUGGACUCUGGCAACAAGCUUGUAGCUGAGGGAAACCUGUACUCGGACAAGAUCAGGGAGAAGGUGCAGCUGAUUGAGGACAGGCACAGGAAGAACAAUGAGAAGGCCCAGGAGGCUUCAGUUCUUCUGAGAGACAACCUGGAGCUGCAGAACUUCCUCCAGAACUGCCAGGAGCUCACUCUCUGGAUCAAUGACAAGCUGCUGACCUCUCAGGAUGUCUCCUAUGGUGAAGCGCGAAACCUUCACAACAUGUGGCUGAAGCACCAGGCAUUUGUGGCAGAGCUGGCUUCCCACCAGGGGUGGCUGGAGAACAUCGAUGCAGAAGGGAGGCAGCUGAUGGAGGAGAAGCCCCAGUACGCAGACCUGGUGUCCCAGAGGCUGGACGCCUUGCACCGGCUCUGGGACGAGCUGCAGGCCACCACAAAGGAGAAGGCCCGGCAGCUCUCGGCCGCGAGGAGCUCGGACCUGCGCUUGCAGACCCAUGCCGAUCUCAGCAAGUGGAUCAGCGCCAUGGAGGACCAGCUGCGGUCGGACGACCCGGGCAAGGACCUGACCAGCGUCAACCGCAUGUUGGUGAAGCUGAAGCGAGUGGAGGACCAAGUGAACGUGCGGAAGGAGGAGCUAGGCGAGCUGUUUGCCCAGGUGCCCUCACUGGAAGAGGAGGCAGUAGACGCAGACGUGAGCAUCGAGAAGCGAUUUCUGGAUCUCCUGGAACCCCUGGGGAGGAGGAAGAAGCAGCUAGAAUCAUCCAAAGCCAAGCUGCAGAUCAGCCGGGACUUAGAGGAUGAGACGCUCUGGGUGGAGGAGAGGCUGCCUCUGGCCCAGUCAACCGACUAUGGCACUAACCUGCAAACCGUGCAGCUGUUCAUGAAGAAGAACCAGACCCUGCAGAACGAGAUCCAGGGCCACGCGCCGCGGGUGGAGGACGUGCUACAGAGAGGGCAGCAGCUGGUGGCAGCAGCGGAGAUUGACUGCGAGGACCUCGAGGAGCGCCUGGGACACCUGCAGAGCUCGUGGGACCGGCUGCGGGAGGCAGCAGCUGGGCGGCUGCAGCACCUGCAGGACGCCAACGAGGCGCAGCAGUACUACCUGGACGCGGGCGAGGCCGAGGCCUGGAUCGGCGAGCAGGAGCUCUAUGUCGGCUCCACCGAGACCCCUGAGGACGAAGAGGGCGCCAUCGUGAUGCUGAAGCGGCACCUGCGGCAGCAGCGCGCGGUGGAGGAGUACGGGAGGAACAUCAAGCAGCUGGCCGGCCGCGCCCAGAGCCUGCUGUCCGCAGGCCACCCCGAGGGGGAACAGAUCAUCAGACUGCAGGGGCAAGUGGACAAGCAGUAUGCAAAGCUGAAGGACACGGCGGAGACGCGCAAGCGAGAGCUGGAGGACAAAUACCACCGGUUCCAGGUGAAGAGGGAGACGGAAGACUUGCAACAGUGGAUUUCAGAGAAGGAGCUGGUGGCCUCUUCCCAAGAAACGGGGCAAGACUUUGACCAUGUCACUCUGCUCCGGGACAAGUUCCGGGACUUUGCCCGGGAGACAGGGGCGAUUGGGCAGGAGCGGGUGGACAACAUGAAUGCCAUCAUCGAGCGGCUCAUUGACGCGGGCCACAGCGAAGCGGCCACCCUCGCAGAGUGGAAGGACGGGCUGAACGAGAUGUGGGCAGACCUGCUGGAGCUCAUCGACACGCACAUGCAGCUGCUGGCCGCCUCCUACGACUGGCACCGCUACUUCUACACGGGCACGGAGAUCCUGGGCCUCAUCAACGAGAAGCACCGCGAGCUGCCCGAGGACGUGGGGCUGGACGCCAGCACGGCCGAGUCCUUCCACCGGGUGCACACGGCCUUCGAGCGGGAGCUCCACUUGCUGGGCAUGCAGGUACAGCAGUUCCAGGAUGUGGCCACCCGCCUGCAGACGGCGUAUGCUGCGGAGAAGGCAGAAGCCAUCCAGAACAAGGAGCAGGAGGUGUCCGCCGCGUGGCAGGCGCUGCUCGACGCCUGCGCCGGGCGCCGCACCCAGCUGGUGGACACGGCGGACAAAUUCCGCUUCUUCAGCAUGGCCCGCGACCUCCUCUCCUGGAUGGAGAGCAUCAUCCGGCAGAUUGAGACGCAGGAGAGGCCCAGGGAUGUCUCCUCCGUGGAACUGCUCAUGAAGUAUCACCAGGGCAUCAGUGCGGAGAUCGAAACCCGGAGCAAGAACUUCAGCGCCUGCCUGGAGCUCGGCGAGUCCCUGCUGCAGCGGCAGCACCAGGCCUCAGAGGAGAUCCGGGAGAAGCUGCAGCAGGUGAUGUCCAGGAGGAAGGAGAUGAAUGAGAAGUGGGAGGCCCGCAGGGAGCGGCUCCACAUGUUGCUGGAGGUGUGCCAGUUCUCAAGGGAUGCGUCCGUGGCCGAGGCGUGGCUGAUUGCCCAGGAGCCCUACCUGGCUAGCCGGGACUUUGGACACACGGUGGACAGUGUGGAGAAGCUCAUCAAGAGGCACGAGGCUUUCGAGAAAUCCACGGCCACCUGGGCGGAGCGCUUUGCAGCCCUGGAGAAGCCCACCACGCUUGAGCUUAAAGAGCGCCAGACCCCAGAGCGACCCGCGGAGGAGACUGGGCCUCAAGAGGAGGAAGGCGAGACAGCAGGGGAGGGUCCCCGAGUUCACCGUGCAGCCACCGAGAGAACGUCCCCGGGGGAAGAAGAGGGGUCGUGGCCUCAGGACCUGCAGCCGCCACCCCCACCGGGGCAGCACCAGGACGGGCAGGAGGAGAAAUCCAGUGGGGACGAGAGGCUUGCCUCGGAGCCCCUCUUUAAGGUCCUGGACACGCCUCUGAGCGAGGGCGACGAGCCCGCAACGCUGCCGGCGCAGCGGGACCACGGGCACAGCGUGCAGAUGGAGGGCUACCUGGGCCGCAAGCACGACCUGGAGGGGCCCAACAAGAAGGCAUCCAACAGGUCCUGGAACAAUCUGUACUGUGUGCUCAGGAACAGCGAGCUGACCUUCUACAAGGACGCCAAGAACCUGGCCCUGGGGGUGCCCUACCAUGGGGAGGAGCCCCUGGCCCUGAGACAUGCCAUCUGUGAGAUUGCUGCCAACUACAAGAAGAAGAAGCAUGUCUUUAAGCUGAGGCUGAGUAAUGGCAGCGAGUGGCUCUUCCAUGGCAAGGACGAGGAGGAGAUGCUGUCCUGGCUGCGGGGCGUGAGCACCGCCAUCAACGAGUCCCAGAGCAUCCGCGUCAAGGCGCAGAGCCUGCCGCUGCCCUCCCUCUCCGGCCCGGACGCCAGCCUCGGCAAGAAGGACAAGGAGAAGAGAUUCAGCUUCUUCCCCAAAAAGAAGUAGCUCCCGGGGGCCCCCGCGGGUGGGUCCUCCUCCCGCCUGCCGCCCGCCAGCCGCCCUGCACGAGCUGCCUUCGCCGCCCACCGGGUGCCCCGCGGACAGGGCUCCGCUCCCCUGGCGCCCUCUGCGGGCCGGGCCUGGGGGCAGGAAACGGCUCUGAGGCACGCGCCCUCCUCUCCCGCCUCCUCCCCAGCUGGGGGCUCACUGGUCCCCUACACCCCGUAAAAGCUGGAGAAGGUGGCUGAGGGGUUCCUCAAACGCUGCCCGUUCCCAAAGCAAGUCUUUGCUUGGGGUCACCUCCCACCUGGUCGCCACCAAGGAAAGGGAAAGGGAAGAGGACCCUGGAAGAGCCUGGCCUGCCCCCUAGGGACAUAAGGAAGGAGCCUUCAGGUGGGUCGCAAGGGGCUGCUGGGGGAGUGAGGGGACAAGACAGAACGCAGAGCCCCGGGUGCCGCCAGCGUCCUCCGCACUAGGCUUCCUCAGAACUGGGCCUCUCACCUCAGGGGCCACCACAUCCCUUCCCCUCUCCUCCUCCCACCACAAAAGAGAGCACCCUGCAAGGUUGGUGGGUCCUGACUGAAGGGGCCUCCUGCCACCUCCAGCACCCUUUGCUCCCACCGCGGAGGCGAAGGGAGGAUGGGCAAGUUCAAGCCCGUUAGAGCUUAGGGGUCAGGGCUCAGACCUGAGGGGUGACAGACAGGUCUCACACUGCCAGAGGCUCUGCCUCUCCAUGCUGGGACCCUCCCCUCACUCUCAGUAGCAGCCAAACCAGCAAUACCCACCAGACACAGGCCCCCUUAGGGAAACAGUGUAGACCCCCCAGGACACAAGAUGCACAGCCCGGCACCUGGACUGAAGCAUCCAGAACCAAACGCCCAAUUGUGUCCCAUCUGCAGCUGGUACCAUCGUAGGGUAUUGACUGGAUAGGCAGCAAAGUUGAUCCCCUACCACCUGAGGGUGGUAAAUGUGGCCACACCUAGGUAUUACCACCCAUGUGACAUAAGCUGGCUUCUCCUGAAGGUCCCAGCUUUGGGUCUUGGGGGUCACAUGAGUACAGAGGUCACACAUCUACCACCCUCCAUCCCCAAACAGUGGAAGGGGCUCUGCAAUCUACAUCCCUGGGGAUGGCCUUCCCCGUGCCGCCAAGGUCAGACUUCUGGAGAGAGACCGUUCAUUCCACAAGGAUCUCUCCGCCACUCUAUUCUGAAAGCAACACACUUGCAGCCCAGCAUCUUAGUGGGGGUUAGGUCCAAAAGAGGGGGCAAGUUGGGGGCAAAAGGUGUUCCCCCCGAGGGAGAACAUAAAGGUCCCCAGGGCCUGCAGACACUGUUUCUACCACCUUCCCCAUGGGAAGGAGCCUUAGAUCCGUGGAGAUGAAGAGGGUGAGGCUCAGGUAGAAGCACCAGGGCCAGGUGUCCAGAAUCACGAGGCCUUCCCGGAAAUGCUUAGCACUGACCGGUGCGGCCACGGUGCAGAGAUGCAGUCCACCCUGUGGCCCUGACGACACAUCAGGGUGAGGCCAACUUCGCAGACAGGCACCACACGAGGGAAGGGUUAUCCGAUGCAGCCUGACGUCCCCAGGUCAGACGUUCCCACCUCUGUAGCCAGGGUCUUCAUUUGGCCUCAACACAUAUGACCCUACAGUGCUCUGCUUCUACAGGGAACCUAGUGUGUGUCGGUUCACCAGCCUCUUUCUACAUCUGGGGAAACCAAGGCAGUGCAGUGACUACACUCACCCAGCAAUAAGGGAGGCCUUUGGUGCGUUCAAGGGCAUGUCCUCUGGGGCAGAGAGCAGGUUCCUUGCUGAAGGGUAGAGGUGCAUCUCCCUCAACUGUUUCCCGGGGCCAGUCCUUAGGGAGCCAAGGGACAAGGGCCCACCUUCUCCCCCCAACGUGUGCCAAAGUAGCACUUAAAGUGAGCAAUUUCCAGCAAGCAAUUCCACAGACCUAAGAAAGAAAGGGCUCUGAGGGAAGAGCUAGGAGUCCACCACCCCAGGUCCCCUGGAUGGGGCAAGGGCAGCCAGCUGCAUGUGACCCACCAUCUCUUGCCAGCUCCCCACGCAUCCCUCCCACAUCACCCAGGCCCUGAGACACUUGACCAACUGGACUGAGACUGCAGGUGCCCAGCUUUGGGAGACCCUGUGCCACACCAGGGCUAAGCUCUGCUGCUGCCCUGGCAAGGUUUCUUUUUUGUUCUUACAUGUUUGCAGUCUUGCCUUUGACGGUACUCCCAAACUAGGUUGGCACAGCUCUAGUCCACACCAGCAUAACAGGCUUCCUCCCCAGGGCAGUUCAGAGGAAGCUCCUUCUGGGUAUGGUCAGGUGGUCCUCCCUCCCCUUCUCCUUCCCCUGCAUCCCUGGGCCUCAACUGAGGUGUGGAGGUCCUUGGGCUCCCCCCAACACACCUCCACUGGCACCCACAUGGGAGGCCUGUGCAAAGCUCAGCUUCCCCUCCUCAACACCCCCUUCCUGCCUAUCGGGGCCAGCCAGGGUCCCCUAGGCCGGUCCUGGCUCCCCUUCCUCCCUCAGUGGGAAGGGACAGAAAUCCAGAGGAGGAAGAGGCCAGAGGACCACACAGCUUGGUCCCUUGGACAAGCAAGCUCAGGGAGGACACAAGGAGGAGGUGGCUGCAGAGGAAAGCAACCCAGCUGGGCACAGACCAUGCAAUCUGGGCUGGCCCUGGGGCCGGCUGGGCCAUGUCCUCCACUUGCUCAACUGUGCUUCCACCAACCAGAGGAAACCCAUUUACUAGUUUUUCUAAUAAAUCAAUAAUGCUCUA
This is a messenger RNA of Lemur catta (Ring-tailed lemur), 9851 nucleotides long. It is a transcript of the gene SPTB, whose product is annotated as spectrin beta, erythrocytic. The coding region runs from base 84 to 7076 and encodes 2330 amino acids. Gene Ontology annotation, cellular component: cortical actin cytoskeleton; cell projection; spectrin. Gene Ontology annotation, molecular function: phospholipid binding; structural constituent of cytoskeleton; actin filament binding. The record is from RefSeq and is a predicted model, not a curated record. The transcript has 35 exons. Lineage: Eukaryota; Metazoa; Chordata; Mammalia; Primates; Lemuridae. Gene Ontology annotation, biological process: actin cytoskeleton organization.